This is a messenger RNA of Erigeron canadensis, 5141 nucleotides long. RefSeq names its product DDT domain-containing protein PTM. Lineage: Eukaryota; Viridiplantae; Streptophyta; Magnoliopsida; Asterales; Asteraceae. The transcript has 9 exons. The record is from RefSeq and is a predicted model, not a curated record. Bases 478 to 4887 code for a protein of 1469 amino acids.
AAGAAAAAAAAAAGCAAAGUCUGCAGUACUAUAUUUUGUUGUUGUUAUUGACCCCCUCCCUUCAUUCCCAAACAUUUCUAGCGACAGAAACCUCAAAAGCAAUUCAUUUCUAGAGACAAGGUUUUGAUAUAAACAUUUUCAGGGUUUAUAUUUCACAUUAAUUAAUUUUUAAAUAAAAAGAAGAAGGAAUUGAUUCUUUGAAAAGAAGAGUGAAAAUGGAGUGUUUCGGAAGAAGUGUACGGAAAGAAAUUUGAGGGGUUUUAAUGGAUUAGUGAAAUCAUCAUCUGGGUUGGUUGAGAUCGAUUGAGAAACUGCGAAAUCGAAGAAAUCGAGCUCGAAGAAUCGUCUGAUCUUCUGAAUUUGGAUCAAACAAGUCUUGGAAUGACCUAAAAAAUUUGGUAAGAUUUCUGGGUGUUGUUUAAAUUUAGGUAAUGUAGUUAAAGUUUGAUGCUUUUAGUUUGAAUUUUGUUGUAAAGUAUGGAAAUUAGUUGUAAUAGUGAUGAUGAUAAUAAUAAUAAUAAUUUAGAUUUGAAUAUUGAUUUGAAUAAUGGAAAUGAUUUAGUGGAUAAUAAUUGUGUUAAGAAAGAGCGGGUUAUCGAUUUAAAUAUGGACGUAGAUGAUGAUGAUAAUGAUGAUGAUGAGGAUAAGAAUGAAGAUGUUGAUCUUGGUGGGUAUGUUAAGAAAGUCGAGAAUUCGAGUGAAGAUGUUCAGGAAAUACGGAUGCAGGAUGUUUUACGUAUGGGGAAUGGGAAUGUAUCGGAAAAUGAAAUGAAAAAUGUGUCUCCGAAAAGAGAGGAUGUCGAGGAUGGAAGUUUGGGGAAAGGAUAUACGGGAGGGAGGAGAGGUAGAAAGAGAAAGGUUACGGAGAGUCCACAAACUCCGAUAGAAGGUGUGUUAAGAAGGAGUGCUCGGAGACGGGCUAAGUUAUCUAUGGAAGAGGAUGAGGCGAAGGUUAUUAAGUUUGAUGUUGAUAGUAAUGGCGUUUUGCCAGCUGCCCCUUCUCCGGUUAUAAGUGCAGUUUCGGAGGAACGGCCGACAGGUUCUGGUUGUGAAGAAGUUGAAGAACCAAGUGUUUUACCUCUGAAGCCGGAGUUACCACCGACAAAGGGAAAUUUGAAUCUAGAUGGGCUUCCUGCCCUUGAUCUUUUCUCUGUUUAUGCGUUUCUGAGGUCGUUUAGUACAAUAUUGUUUUUGAGCCCUUUUGGGUUGGGGGAUUUUGUGACUUCGAUUAGAAGCAAGUCUCCUAGUUUAUUGAUUGAUUCUAUUCAUGUUUCUCUAUUACGGAUCGUGAGGAAGAAUUUACAGUUCCAGUCAAGUGAGAAUAUAACAUCAGCUACUAGCUGCCUAAGGGAUCUUAACUGGGAUCUCCUGGAUUUGAUGACAUGGCCCAUAUUUAUGGCUGAGUACCUACUAAUGAAAGCUGAUUUUGAUCUUGAUCGGUUAAAGUUAUUCAAGACUGACUACUACCAACAGUCGGAAUCUCUGAAGAUUGAACUGUUGCAGUAUAUAUGUGAUGAUGUCAUAGAAAAUGAAGCAAUUAGUUCUGAGCUUAAUAGGAGGAUUGUGGUAGGUGAACGUAUAGAUUCUGGUUUAAAUUCAAAAAUGGCGACUCCCAAGAAAAGGAGGUUAACAAUGGCUAUGGGCGAGGAGGUUAUUGAUGGAAGUGCAGAUUGGAACAGUGAUGAAUGUUGCCUAUGUAAAAUGGAUGGCAACUUAAUAUGUUGUGAUGGUUGCCCUGCCGCAUAUCAUUCAAAGUGCGUAGGUAUUGCAACUAAUCUGUUGCCAGAUGGCGACUGGUAUUGUCCAGAGUGUGUAGUUGACAAGAAAAAUCCCGAAGUUCAUGUGGCAAAGUCAAUUCGAGGAGCAGAUUUAUUGGGAGUUGACCCUCAUGGAAGAUUAUAUUAUAGUAGUUGUGGUUACCUUUUGGUGUCAGAUAAUGAUGCGGAAACUUCGUUUCAUCACUAUCACAUGGAUGACUUGACAGAUGUUAUCAACUCACUGAAUCUAUCGGAUGGUUCUUAUAGAGCUAUAUCGAAAGCCAUCACCAAGCACUGGCGUUCAUACACAAAACUUUAUGGAGAAAAAAGCAAGUUGAAUCCAGAAAAUGCUUCUUUAAGUGUGGAUCCUCUUCUGAAAACGGCCACAAAAUCUGUAUCUGAGUUUUCUGAGGAUGUCACAGGUACUAAAAGUUCCGUAAAAACUCGACGACGUUCGUUAAAUGCAUCUUCUGGGGUUGUAAAAAAUGUUGAUUCUUCAAGCAAUGAUGUUGAAUUACCUAAAACAACUACAAGGUUUGGAUUGGAUUAUCUCAAUUACUACAGUUUUGCUAGAGUGGCGUCAUCUGUGGCUGUAGAAUGGACACGGAAACCAUCAGACAAGACUUCUCAAACACCUACAAAGUCACUGGAGGAAUUGAUUUCAAUACAGAUGAAAUCUAUAAUGAAGACAUCUGUUGACUUCUGCUGGUCUAACACUCCAAAUUUGAGUGUGGAUGCACGAAAAGAAAAAUGUGGGUGGUGUCUUGCUUGCAAAUUUCCUACUGAUGAUGGGAAUUGCCUGUUCUUCAUGAAUAACCCUACUGAUGUGGAAAGUUUUACAAGUGACCUGUUAGGUUUUGACUCAAUAAUAAGCAGGAAAGAUCGUCUAAGGGAUGCCAUGUGUCAUAUUCUCUACAUUGAAGAUCGUUUGCGUGGUCUUUUGUUGGGUCCUUGGCUCAGUCCUCAAUUUCCAAACGUUUAUCGUAAAAGUUUUCUUGAGGCAUCAGAUAUUGUUCCGAUUAGAGACUUGUUGCUCAUGUUAGAGUCCAAUAUAUGGUCACGUGCACUUUCUGAUGACUGGCUGAAACAUGUGGAUUCGGUGAAAACGGUGGGCUCUGCUUCUCAUAUUAUCACAUCUAAGCUUCGUAUGCAAUCACAAAAUGUGAUUGGAAAGAAAAGAUUUACGUCUGGUUUGCAGCCCCAUUCUUUCAAAAGUGCAUACACUGGUCUUACCAUGUUUUGGUGGAGGGGUGGUAGGCUCACUCGAAAGAUUUUCAACUGGAAGGUUUUGCCUCGCUCCCUGGCUUGCAAAGCUGCCCGUGAAGGCGGGGGCAAGAAAAUUGAUGAUCUUUUAUAUCUUGAAAAUUCCGACUAUCCAAAGAGAAGCAAAGCUCUUGCGUGGCGAGCUUCUGUCGAGUCAGCAGUUACAGUGGAACAGCUUGCUCUUCAGAUUAGGGAACUUGAUGCAAACAUUAAAUGGGAGGAAAUCGAGAACACAAGUCAUCUGGCAAAGAUGGAUAAGGAAUCUAUAAAGACAAUGAGGUCAUUUAAGAAGGCUAUAGUCCGGCGUAAGACAUCUGAAGGAGCUGUUGUGAAAUAUCUGUUAGAUUUUGGUAAGAGAAGAUUUAUACCUGAUGCGGUUGUAAAACAUGGGUCUAAGAUUGAAGAGGCAUCAAGUGAAAGGAAAAAGUUUUGGGUGGAGCAGUCUAGUAUUCCGUUAUUUCUUUUAAAACCAUUUGAAGAGAAGAGAAUUUCACUCAAGUCCAAUAAAUUGAGUCUGAGUAGUCUUCCAGUUAACAUAAGAGCGGUGAGACCUGCAGAGAAAGACGUUUUCUCAUAUCUUCUUUCUAAAACAGAAAAACCUGAGAACCAUCUCUGUGGGCAUUGCAACAAGGAUGUCCUCGUCAGGAAUGCCAUUAGCUGCCGGUUUUGUGAAGGCUUUUUCCAUAAAGGACAUGUGAGGAAGACAACUGGAGGCACGCAUACGUGCCGCAAGUGCCAUGUUGGUGGCACAGUGAAUUCUAUACCCAAAAAGGGAAAGUCACAUUCUUGGAAUACCAAAAAAGCCUCGAAGAUCACCAAAAAGGGUGGAAAAGGAAAGCAGUUGGUACAAUCACAAGCCAAGACUAAAGGUUUUGUUGUACCGUUAAGACGAUCUGCACGCACAGCUAAAAUUGUUUCAUUGCAAAGUAAAAAGAAGCCUGUGAAGAAGAAAUAUAAAAAAGGAAGUAAAAAGAAGCAGCAAUUGCAAUCUACUGUAGAUGAAGUGGUAACACCGAAGGGUAAAAGAGGAAGGCCAAGAAAAAUAACUAAGACAAGUUUUCAAAGGAAGAGAACACACUUGUAUGCUAGUUACUGGCUCGAUGGUCUCCACCUGUCUAAGAAGCCUGAUGAUGAACGGGUUAUACAUUUUAAGGCCAAGAAUCAUCUUUUGCCUUUGGAGCCGUUGGAUUCCUUCAUUGAAAAACCUAUAUGUAGUCUUUGUCAUGAACCAGAAUUCAGAUCAUCUUUGAGUUAUGUUAACUGUGACACCUGCAGAGAGUGGUACCAUGGGGAUGCUUUUGGACUUACAGAUGAAUACAUAAGGGUUGUUAUUGGCUUUAAAUGCCAUAAGUGUCGUGAAAAGGUGGCACCUAUCUGCCCCCACUUACAUUCUAUUGGUGAUGAAACUCAACUGGCUGAACAGAAAAACGAGGGGACUCGAUCUGCUAACAAGCUAUCAAGUGAAGUACUUAUGAAGCAAAUGUCUAAUACCAUCAAAGAACAGAAUGAUUUGUUGAGUAAAGAGGCUUCUUUAAAACAACAAAAUGGGCAUGGAUCUAAAGAAGACAUGGCAGAAGAUGUAGAAAAUGGAUUUAAUUCUGAAGAGUGUGCAGAAGAUACACUUAUGGAGCCCGGUUUGGGGCCAGCAGAUGCAUCGAUUGAAGUGGAAAAUGGGCAUGAAUGUAAGGAAGACCGUGCAGAUGCACAAGAUGGGUCUAUUUCUGAAGAACAGCAUGGAGAAGGUACACAAAAUGGGCCUGAUUCAGGGCCAGCAGAUGCAUUGAUUGAAUUGGAAAAUGGAAGUUCGUUGGUACAGGAUGAAUCUUGUGCGGCAGUUGCACCAAAUGGUUCACUAAAGGCAGAAUAGGCAAAUACAAGUCUUGUUGAUCGAAGCAGAUCAAAAUCGUGGUGGGUUGGUAGAUAAACGAGAUUAGUCUAUAGAUUAGCUUUUAACUUAUGACCCAUAAGCUGGCUAAUCAAAUGAUGUGAUUGCCAUAGGGUUCAUUUUAUCCAGCAUAUUCUUACAUUGAGUUUUUAGGAAACACCAGGUGAUGAAACCAACUGCUUUUUUAGGCUUUUAGCAUUUUACUCAAUUAUAGAUGACAUUUCUUUGCUCUGCAA